Pantherophis guttatus is the source of this 2106-nucleotide messenger RNA. RefSeq names its product tetratricopeptide repeat domain 5 (gene TTC5). NCBI's taxonomy places the organism in Eukaryota, Metazoa, Chordata, Lepidosauria, Squamata, Colubridae. The record is from RefSeq and is a predicted model, not a curated record. Gene Ontology annotation, molecular function: protein binding.
CUACCUUCCUCCGUGCUUGCAAGGCUGAGCAAGUGGGGGGAGAAAAGCAGGAAAAGGGAGGGCGGAGGCUGCAGCGAUCAUGGCCGAGGACGAAGAAGAAAACUCGCCAGCCCGGCAACGUCUGCAGGAAUUGGUUGACCACUUGUAUCAUUUCCGAGAUCAUUAUUUUGAGAAUCACAGUGUGGAAGAUGCUGGAAAAAAACAACAGGAUGUUCAGGAAGAGAUGAAGAAGACUCUUCAAAAAAUGGAAGCCAUAGAUGGUUUAUCAGAAAGGAGAGCUUACAUUUUUAUGCUUAAAGGGAAAGCUUUGAAUGUAUCAGCAGACUAUAAUGCCCAGGCAGAAGAAUUGCUUUCCAAAGCAGUCAAGCUGGAUCCGGAAUUGGUGGAGGCGUGGAAUCAAUUAGGCGAGGUUUACUGGAAAAAGGGUGAUGUUUCUGCAGCCCAUACUUGCUUCUCCGGAGCGCUCAGCCAUCGUAAGAACAAAGUUUCCUUGCAGAACCUCUCCAUGGUGUUACGGCAGCUGCGCACCACUUCUCCCGAUGAACAUGCACAAAACGUGAUGGACAGCGUGCGGCAAGCCAAGCUGGCCGUGCAGAUGGAUGUGCGCGAUGGACGCUCUUGGUAUGUGCUGGGCAAUGCCUACAUCUCCUUGUUCUUCAAUACAGGGCAGAACCCCAAGAUCUCCCAGCAAGCACUGAAUGCCUAUGCACAAGCAGAAAAGGUGGACUCCACUGCUUCUUGUAAUCCAGAUUUGCAUCUCAAUCGAGCCACGCUUUCUAAGUAUGAAGAAAACUACAUGGAAGCCCUGGAGGGUUUCGCACGAGCCGUAGCCCUUGACCCAGCUUGGCUAGAACCUCGACACCGGGAGCAGCAACUCAUGGAUUUCCUUGAGAGACUAACUGGACUCCUUGAAAACAAGGGCAAAGUGAAAGGCAAGAAGCUGCAAAGCAUGUUGGGAAGCCUGCGACCCUCCCACCUGGGCCCUUGUGGUGAUGGACAUUAUCAAGGGCCUUCAGGUCAGAAGGUAGAACUACAGAGACGAUCCCUCAGUGCCUUGCAACCUGGUGUUAACACGGGUGCUGUGAUCUUGGGGAAGGUGUUGUUCAGCCUGACUACUGAGGAAAAAGUGCCUUUCACCUUUGGAUUGAUGGACUCUCUCGAAGGCCCUUGUUUUGCCGUCACUGUUUACAACAUGGCCGAAAGCUGGGGGGUCCUAAUUGGGGACUCGGUGGCCAUCCCUGAACCUCACCUUCGGCACCAUCACAUCCAACACCAGAACAAAAGUUUUACUUUUUCUGGCCUCCGCGUAGAGACUCCCCUGCUUCUCGUGGUGAACGGCAAAGUUCAAGGAUCCCAAAAUCAGGCCGCUGCAACCAUUGCCUACCAGGCACAAAGUGAAUGAAAAGAGACAAAGGACAAAAUUAUCCAGGGAUGCUCAGAUUUUUAGGCUACAUCAGCUCCGUCUCCUCAUACCUUUUUCAGUAGUUUAGAGAGAUUGGACUGAUUCGUAGAAGUACAAUCCAGCCGUUAAGUGAAGGAGCGAGAGAAAAAAGAGAAUCGUAGAACGUUUGCUCAAACUGGUGCUUAAUUCUCAUCUCUCUUGGUUCCUCCCCCCCCCCCAAAAAUUUGUUUUCCAAAGACACCAGUCUCUGUCUUACUUUCAGUUGUACUAAAAUGAGUGUCUACAGAAAAUCUGGGGGUGCUCAUUUUUAUUCCCCAUCUCUUUAAUUUUCUUCCCCCUUUUCCGACCUCUUCUUUCACCUUCGCUCUUGCUUUGCCUUGAUCGCAUUUAAGGUUGGGCAGUCGGUCAGUUUAAAUCCUGUCCUUUGUAGAUUCCAUUCAUCUGAAUCAGAUUCGGUUCUUUUUUGCAGUGUAUUAAUGAAGUCAGUGGGACUUAGGUUAGCAUGACUGUCCUAAAUCCCACCGUCUUAUGAAGUCAGUAUGACCCCCUCUACAUCCAACUUGUUAUUUCUGUGUAAAUAGAAGAGAUGCUUUCUGUAUUUAUUUGAUAUUAUUUUGAGAUGGGGGUUUUUUUUGUAUACUUUUUCUUGCCAGACUCCUGAUCUUUUCCCCUUCCAAUCCAAUAAAAUGAGUUCUUUGCCAUAA